AUAAACAAAUAACCCAUUACAGCCCAAUUAUCGAUCGUCGAUUCUCCCCCGCCCUUGACAUUUUAUAUUUACCUACAAAAUGACCUGCAUGUGAAGUCUGAUUUGGGAUUGGAUCACAACGAGCAAAUCCCACUCAUCAGCAUCACUCAACUUUCCGGCGCCAUACGACUCGCUUCUCUCGGCUUACCCAAAUUCCAUAAAUUUUCACAGAGUUAGGAGCUGGACUUGAGAUAUGAUUUUAGUUGUGGGAGCACUAAUUUUAGCUGUUAUUUUGGGAGUAUUUAUCUUGAUCCCACGAGGCCGUAAAUCUGGUUAUUCAAAAACGGUUCACUCAAAUGCUAACGGUACUAAGGCAUCCAAACCCUAUAGUAGGACUGAAGUCUCUUUGCAUAAUAAGAGAACUGAUUGUUGGAUAAUCAUCAAGGACAAGGUGUAUGAUGUUACUUCAUAUGUAGAAGAACAUCCGGGUGGUGAUGCCAUCCUAGCACAUGCUGGGGAUGAUUCGACUGAAGGAUUUUUCGGACCACAGCAUGCUACCCGAGUUUUUGACAUGAUUGAAGACUUCUACAUUGGAGACCUGGAGCAGUAAUUUGUGACAGACGGUGGAUUGUAAGACAACCAACAAAUGUACUUGGAAAACUUUAUUCUUCUAUUGGCUUAUAUCUUUUCUUUUUCCGCAAAUGUAACAUGUAUUACUUUUUUCAAGUCAUGAUUGUGUUGUCUAUCUAUGUGAAUUCAUCUUUUAUUCGGGUGAAGUUUCAGCCGAGCAAGCUAUUGUAGGACGCAUUUUUCCAA
Mangifera indica (mango) is the source of this 795-nucleotide messenger RNA. Its product is annotated as cytochrome B5-like protein. The record is from RefSeq and is a predicted model, not a curated record. NCBI's taxonomy places the organism in Eukaryota, Viridiplantae, Streptophyta, Magnoliopsida, Sapindales, Anacardiaceae. Gene Ontology annotation, cellular component: intracellular membrane-bounded organelle; membrane. Gene Ontology annotation, molecular function: heme binding. The coding region runs from base 233 to 589 and encodes 118 amino acids. The transcript is spliced from 6 exons.